UUCGUUUGUGUGUCUGUGCGUGUCUAUAUAGGCUUUUUACCUAUAUUACAAUCGUUUUAAUAAUCUUACCAUAUCUCACAUACGUUCAAGACAAAACGGUUAAGAUAUAGUCGAAAAAGUGAAAAAAAAUAUAUAUAUUAAGAAUGUGGGACACAAAAGUUUACACAACGAAUGAGUAGAUUUAUAGCAUGAAAAAUAUUUUUAACUGGGCUUAGAGAGAAUGCUACCACGGCCCAAAAUCAACUGACAACAACAGCAACAACAACAACCGACAAAGGGAAGGAAAAAACAAAAACUAACGGAAUAAUGCAACAUUAAGCAAAAUGCUGCUGGCCCUGCUACAACAACAACAACAACAACAGCAACUUAAACUACAUCAGCAACAACAACCUGCCACCGACAUCACCGCUGUGUCGUUGUCGUCGUCGUCGUCGUCGUCGUCGUCGCCGUCGUUGUCAUCGUCAUCGUCGUCGUCGUUGCUGCUGCUGCUGCUGCUGUCGGCGUUGCCGUAUAAAAAUGGAACCCUCAUAUGAUCACGAACAUCCACAUCAUCUGCUAACAAAUUACAAUACAAAAAAGUAUCCCCACGUCUCCCGCACACCGGAAUAUAGUCACUCCACAGGCGGCAGCGACUAUGCAGAGCAUGGCGGUUAUCUGGCCGAUGGACGUUUAUUGCAUGAAAGCGCCAGCGAUGGCAUCUAUCAUGUGCGCCAGGGAAGUGAGCACUCUUCGCCUAGCCUCCAUUCACCAGCCAUACAAAGCGCCACCUAUGAAAAUGAGCACUCCAUGACCGAGACAGUUCUUGGAGUGCACAGUCACUCGCAUUCGCCCAUGUCACCCAUGGUUUCUGUUGCCAGUGGAAGUGGUUACGUGGGCUCCAGUGGUGGUGCUGGUAAUGGCAACUCUUCGCUUAUAAGCACAAAUAUCCCCUUGCUGGGCAGUGGGGGAAGUGCGGUGCUCAAUAAGUUUCUAUCCCAUCCGCAUGCCGGCAUGGUAAGUGUAGGCGCAAAUGCUGGUGGUUUGGAGGAUCCCAUCGAGCCAUCUGGCAUGUGGAGCUAUGACUACAAGGGCGAUUUGUGUGCCCCGAACUGUGGCUACUUGGACCGGCAUAAGGCCGUCAUGGCACCGAGUGAUUUGAAGUACAGGCCAGCCGGUAGUCAGUCAAAAAGUGCCAAAGAGUCGCGCAUUCGUCGCCCAAUGAAUGCGUUUAUGGUGUGGGCCAAGAUUGAACGUAAGAAACUGGCCGAUGAGAAUCCUGAUCUACACAAUGCGGAUCUCAGCAAGAUGUUGGGAAAGAAAUGGCGUUCAUUGACGCCCCAAGAUCGACGACCAUAUGUGGAAGAGGCAGAACGUCUGCGUGUCAUACACAUGACAGAGCAUCCCAACUACAAGUACAGACCAAGACGACGAAAACAGUCAAAAUUACGCACCAUGCAGCCGGGAGGAGGAUCAGGAGCAGUAUCUGGUGGUGGUAAUGGUGGCAGCAAAGAGCAAAGUGAGACGCCGCCAAGUGCAGUGGGCAAGUCAACACCAAAAUUGUCGACUCCACCUCUGGGAACCUCGGUUAACUCCAACUAUAACACACCCACCGAUGAGAGCACCUGCAAUUCGACACAACAGAAUUCAAGCCAAGCCAGCGGAGGUGGGGUCCAUUAUGAGCAGCCACUAAAAUCCACAUACUCACCCAGCUCAGUGGAUUGCUAUAGCAAUGCCGACAGUUCAGAGCAAAUUGAAUCCCUGGCCCUGCUCAGCGAAUCUUCUCCCACACCGACAGGUUCUGGGAAUUAUGACAACUCUCUAUUAUUGAAAAAACUAACGAAACCGGCGCCAACAAGUCGCAGUGCCAAGGCACGCAAUGAGAAACUUGCCAAGGCAGAGGAAAAGGCCAAGAUACAACCAGGAAUGUAUGCUUCAUACCCACUGGCACCCACUUCGGUGGCUGUUGUGGCAGCUCGGGGAAUGUAUGUGACCUGCAACAAUCGUGGAUUACUUGAUCAUGGUCACUCUGUCAAGGGUACCUUCUAUCCGCCCGUAUCAGUGGCCAAUUCCGAGGAUGAGGUCAACUCUUCCAUGCGCCAGUCUGUGCUCCAACAACAUUGCAACACAAUGGUAUCCACUGCACCUGUUCCCUCUGUAUCCAGUGAACUGAGUAGCUAUACCACAACUUUAACCGACAAUUGCGGCACUCUGCUGGGAUCCAAUGAUUAUCUAUCGAAUGCGAGUGCCUAUGGCAUGCAAUAUGAAGAUUUUUUGCGUUAUCAAAACAACGAAUUAGACUACAAGGAGACGGCUGCACAGGGGAGUAGCUCCAUUUCGCCGAGCCAGAAGUGCCUUAAAUAUCCGGAUACAAAUCAAAACUACGAUGAUUAUGAGGCGGAGGCAUAUAAUAAUGCGAUGCUUCUAUCUGCGUCAGCUCCACCAGCAACUGGAGGUUACUACUCACAAUUAUCGUACGCUCCGACAGGAUUGGCCGCAUUUCCCUUACAAAUUGCAGUGCCCUUUCAACAGAGUCCAGCAGCGGCAGCAGCAGCCUAUGGACAGACAAUGCAAAGUGGUUACCUUCAUUAUGGUAAUUAUGGGGCCUUCGAUGGGAUGCCACAACAACAUCAGCCGCAGCCGCAGCAGCAGCAGCAACAUCAGCAACAACAACAACAGCCACAGCCGCCUCCCCCGCCCAUACAGACAGUCACUUCGUUGCAGCAGCAACAACAGCAACAGCAGCAGCAACAACAGACUCAAUCACAUUCGCUUCCACAUCCACAUCAUCAUUUCCCAGCAGCCAAUGAGAUGCUGUUCGAGCAACAGCAGCGCAAGGAUGAUGAGAUAAGCAAUAUAUUGGCUGGCGUACGUAAGACCUGUUAUAGCAAUUAAACUGGAAUGCAACACAUACGAAACGUGAGUUUCGAUCUAUAUAAAAUUGUACAAUGUUUAGAUAUUUUUUAUCAGAAUAAAGAUUAAUUGAUAAGUAA
Molecule: messenger RNA, 2969 nt
Organism: Drosophila willistoni
Lineage: Eukaryota; Metazoa; Arthropoda; Insecta; Diptera; Drosophilidae
Gene: Sox15
Product: putative transcription factor SOX-15
Exons: 3
Coding region: 517-2871 (784 amino acids)
Biological process (GO): regulation of DNA-templated transcription; cell differentiation; anatomical structure morphogenesis
Molecular function (GO): RNA polymerase II cis-regulatory region sequence-specific DNA binding; DNA-binding transcription factor activity, RNA polymerase II-specific
Source: RefSeq, a predicted model, not a curated record